UGGCGAGGGUGUGAAAAGUGUAAACAGACUGUACAGCAUCAGCGACGCCGAAUUUUAAUCUGAAAUAAUUAAUGUUUUAUACGGAAAUGGUAGUGCAGACUCCAUAAAAACCAUCGAAAAUGAAGAAGGAGAGGACGGCAGACAAUGUGCGCCCAUUUAAAUUAGCGCACCAAAUUUUAAGCUUGACCGGCAUCAGCUUUGAGCGGAAAAGUAUAAUUGGAUUUGUUGAGCUGACCAUUGUUCCGGUAAAAGAUGUUUUGAAGAUAAUUCGUCUAAACUGUCGGCAAUGUCGAAUCUACCGUGUUAUUCUAAAUGACAGCUAUGAAGCUCAGUUUCACUAUUUUGACCCCUUCUUGGACAUUUGUCAGGGGGAGGCGAAUAGUAAAUCACUGGAGAUUUUUUCAAAGUGCCAUUUAGAGGCAGCCAAAAAGACCGAUGCUGACUGGGUCGGUGGAGAGUUGGUGAUCGUGAUUCCGGAUCAGGCGUCCCAUCUGAUUGGAGAAGGCCGUGGAUUGCGCAUUGGUAUCGAAUUUUCUUUGGAAGAUCCUUCCGGGGGAGUGCAUUUCGUAAUUCCCGAAGGAGAAGGAACAAUGGAAGAUCGUGCUGCCCACAUGUUUACAUAUGGUCAUGAGAACUCUUCUCGCUUGUGGUUUCCUUGUGUAGAUAGCUACGCAGAACCAUGUACCUGGAAGCUAGAAUUCACCGUUGAAAAAAAUAUGACCGCAGUUUCUUGUGGUGAAUUGGUAGAAGUGGUAAUGACACCGGACCUUAGACGUAAGACUUACCACUACACGGUAUCAGUUCCCGUAUCUGCGCCCAACAUCGCACUUGCUGUUGGUCCAUUUGAGAUAUACGUUGAUCCCAACAUGCAUGAAGUAACACAUUUUUGCUUACCCCAACUUAUGCCUUUGUUGAAAAAUACUGUCCGGUACAUGCAUGAAGCCUUCGAAUUCUAUGAAGAAGCACUCACCCAGCGGUAUCCAUUCUCCUGCUACAAGCAAGUGUUCGUCGAUGAAAUAGAUAACGAUGGAAAUGCUUAUGCCACAAUGACUAUCCUGUCAACUCAUUUGCUUCACUCAAUCGCAAUAAUUGAUCAGACCUUCAUUUCCCGGAAAGUUAUGUCCAAAGCUAUCGCCGAACAGUUUUUCGGUUGUUUCAUUACAAUGCAGAAUUGGUCGGAUGCUUGGUUAGCACGCGGCAUUGCUGAAUACAUGUGCGGGCUGUAUUCAAAAAAGUGUUUUGGAAACAACGCAUAUCGCAGUUGGAUCCGAGACGAAUUGGCGGAAGUUGUGAGGUAUGAGGAGAAAUUUGGUGGUAUCAUUCUCGAUUGCAGUCAGGCACCGGCACCUCCUGCGGUAUCGAGUAUCAAUCAAUCGCCAGUCGCACCUGCUAAAGCUUACAACGAUAAUCCUUUCUAUUUUCCGAUUAAAAAUUUGCAUACGAUUUCUCCAAAAUAUGUUGAAAUUAUGAGGAAAAAAGCUCACCUCGUGAUCCGAAUGUUGGAACAUAGAAUCGGCCAAGAAUUACUUCUUCAAGUGUUUAACAAACAAUUGGCCCUGGCUUCGAACGCAGCUUCGACAAAAAUAAGCAGCGGACUUUGGCAUCAUCUACACAUUUCCACUAAUAUUUUUACUAAAGCCGUUUUCACUGUCACUGGUAAAGAUAUGGCCGUUUUCAUUGACCAGUGGGUGCGUACUGGGGGUCAUGCGAAAUUCACCAUGACCUCACACUUCAACCGAAAAAGAAAUACCAUAGAGUUGGAAGUUCGCCAGGAUUGCGUGAACCAGAAAGGUGUUAGGAAAUACGUCGGGCCUUUGCUCAUACAACUGCAGGAACUUGACGGUACUUUUAAACAUACGCUGCAGAUUGAGAACAUCGUAGUCAAAGCGGAUAUUACCUGUCAUUCGAAAAGCAGGCGAAACAAGAAAAAGAAAAUUCCGCUUUGGACGGGAGAAGAAGUUGAUAUGGACCUUUCCAUGAUGGAUGAAUCACCGGUGUUGUGGAUUCGGUUAGAUCCCGAAAUGACUUUGCUUCGGUCGGUGCAAAUUGAACAACCCGAUUUUCAGUGGCAAUUUCAACUGAGGCAUGAACGGGACGUCACUGCCCAACUCGAAGCCAUAGAUGCACUGGAGCGAUACGCUUCCGCAGCUACACGACUGGCACUCACUGAUACCAUAGAAAACGAACAGAUAUUCUAUGAAGUGAGAUGCAAAGCCGCUCACUGUCUUACGAAGGUUGCCAACGCAAUGGUCACUGCAUGGCAGGGACCUCCGGCAAUGCUAACGAUUUUCAAAAAGUUUUUCGGCUCGUUCAGUGCCCCACAUAUCAUCAAACAGAAUAAUUUCACCAAUUUUCAACAUUAUUUUAUUCAGAAGACAAUCCCGGUAGCGAUGGCCGGCUUGAGAACAGCACAUGGUAUUUGUCCACCAGAAAUCAUUCGCUUUUUGCUGGAUUUGUUCAAGUAUAAUGACAACACGAAAAAUCACUAUUCGGACAACUAUUAUCGCGCAGCCCUGGUUGAGGCACUUGGAAAUUCAAUAACUCCGGUCAUUUCAGUUGUCCACCAGGGUAUGGCACUUACGUCGGAAAAUUUAUCUGCUGAUGCAAAGCUUGUUCUCGAAGAAGUGACACGCAUUCUGAAUUUGGAAAAGCAUUUACCUUCGUACAAAUACACGGUAUCUAUUGCCUGUUUGAAGGUCAUUCGUAAGUUGCAAAAAUGUGGUCAUUUACCGACAAAUCCGAAAAUAUACCGCAGUUAUGCCGAAUAUGGCCAGUACAUCGACGUACGUGUGGCAGCAAUGGAAUGUUUGGUUGAUUUUGUUAAAAUUGAUGGCCGGUGGGAAGAUUUGGAGCAUUUGAUUGACAUGCUCGAAACGGACCCCGAUCCGAUGGCUAGGCACAAACUGGGAAGGUUGCUCAUUGAAACUUUACCUUUCGACAAAGGAAAUCGUCACAGACUUGAUCGGGAAGAAUUGGCCCUUAGAAUUUGGAAUAACAUGAAUGGAUUAUUGUCCCAUGAUACGCGACUGCGAUGCGAUAUGGUUGAUUUGUACUAUACUUUGUACAACACUCGUGUACCGCAAUGUCUCCCGAAUCCUGAACUGGCAUCGAUUUUAAAACCGCAGAAACUUGCAUCAUCUUUUGCCGCUGUUGCUGACAAAGAUCGUGACCAAGAACAAUCAUACAAAAUUGAAAUGGAAGUAGCCUCGCAGAAACGUGCCCGAUCUGCGAGUCCUCUGGAUGUGAAACCAUUAGACCUGCUCGACAUAGGUCCUACUGAACUGAUGAUUGCCAAAAGUCGUGAAAAUUCGCCGGUAAUCGAAGAGAUUCGAGAAGAUAUUAUACUGGAAACAGUUGAAUCAACGAUUAAAACUGAAAUAAUUGAACCCGAAAAACCGAUUUUGAAAGAGGAAAUUAUUGACCUUGACGACAACAACUCCGUUACCCAUAUCAGUACAGAACCGCCUUUAGCUAAGAAAGCUAAAACUGAAUUUUAUUCGGAUAAUUCCAUUUCAUUACCUGGAAUCAUGCCCAGUAGCAGUUCCGUGACUGGUCCGACGGGUUUCGAACCGGGAAUGUUCAAUAAAGCAGUCGAACCAUUGCCGACCAUUAGUUCGGAACCGAGUGUCAGUAGCAAAUCUGAUGGAAGCAAGAAAAAGAAAAAGAAGGAUAAGAAAAAACAUAAACAUAAGCACAAACACAAGCAUAACAAGGAUAAAGAUCGUGAGCGGGACAAAGAUCGGGAGCGAGAAAAGAGCAAGGAAAAGAAGGAUCCUAGCAUUGUGCGUCUGAUCAAGGAUGAUACACAGGAAACGUUAAGCUCGGCCGACAGCUCGAGCAGAGAUAGCAUUCCUACUACGCUAGAUUUAACACUGUAAGAAGAUGUCUACAAAAAGUGUCCACCGUUACAAAAAUAAUUACAUAAAGAGUUUUCUGUUUCAUUAGCUUAUAAAUAUGGCUUUAAGCUAACAUUAAAAAAAAUGUAAGAACCUUCUAUUAAAACUUUUUGAA
Uranotaenia lowii is the source of this 4011-nucleotide messenger RNA. RefSeq names its product transcription initiation factor TFIID subunit 2 (gene Taf2). NCBI's taxonomy places the organism in Eukaryota, Metazoa, Arthropoda, Insecta, Diptera, Culicidae. Gene Ontology annotation, cellular component: transcription factor TFIID complex. The transcript has 6 exons. Gene Ontology annotation, biological process: transcription initiation at RNA polymerase II promoter. The coding region runs from base 120 to 3878 and encodes 1252 amino acids. Gene Ontology annotation, molecular function: metallopeptidase activity; transcription cis-regulatory region binding; zinc ion binding. The record is from RefSeq and is a predicted model, not a curated record.